This is a messenger RNA of Misgurnus anguillicaudatus (oriental weatherfish), 5184 nucleotides long. It is a transcript of the gene ube2h, whose product is annotated as ubiquitin-conjugating enzyme E2H (UBC8 homolog, yeast). The record is from RefSeq and is a predicted model, not a curated record. NCBI's taxonomy places the organism in Eukaryota, Metazoa, Chordata, Actinopteri, Cypriniformes, Cobitidae.
CGUCACACGCGGAGGGAUAGAUAGCUGUGAGGGAGCGCUGUGUGCAGGCAGAGAACUACCAGUACAAUACGUUGCGGACAGAAAGUGGAGGGCGAAAAAUAACUCAAGAACCAACAGCUCGCCGUACGCCAAUGUUCAAAAAUAUACAGUUUCGAUAGAGGCCGAAGGUUCGAGAAUCAGACGCAGAAGAUUUGAGCUUUGGUCAUCUGAAAAAGGAGAAUAUAAAGAUGUCGUCUCCAAGUCCGGGCAAAAGACGAAUGGACACAGACGUGGUGAAACUCAUCGAGAGUAAACAUGAAGUCACAAUCUUGAGUGGACUCAAUGAAUUUGUAGUCAAGUUUUAUGGACCACAAGGAACACCGUAUGAAGGGGGUGUAUGGAAGGUGCGAGUAGAUCUUCCUGACAAAUACCCCUUCAAAUCUCCAUCUAUAGGAUUUAUGAAUAAGAUUUUUCAUCCGAACAUCGAUGAAGCGUCAGGGACCGUGUGUUUAGAUGUGAUCAACCAGACAUGGACCGCUCUUUAUGAUCUCACCAAUAUCUUCGAGUCGUUUUUGCCACAAUUGCUGGCUUACCCGAACCCCAUCGACCCUCUGAACGGGGACGCGGCGGCCAUGUACCUGCACCGGCCGGAGGACUACAAACAGAAAAUCAAAGAAUACAUCCAGAAAUAUGCAACAGAGGAGGCCCUGAAGGAGCAGGAGGAGGGAGCAGGCGACUCCUCAUCAGAAAGCUCCAUGUCUGAUUUUUCAGAGGACGAAGCUCAGGACAUGGAGUUGUAGUUAGGGGCGAGCGUUUCUCCCCUUUACCACAGAGACUAUAUGAUUUCCUAACCAUGCGAAGCAGACUAUAAAGAUUCAUAUUUAAACAAGGUGAUUUUUUUUAUCGUUAUUAUUAUUACUAAACCAGGAUUUUUAUGGAUAUCUAGCGUUGACGAUGAAUACGGCACCCUCUCUAGGUGUUCUGUCUCUACUUUCUGGUGGUUGUUUUUUUUCUCGACCUCUCUUUCGCUCUCUCACUCGCUAUCUCCGUCACCCCACCGAAAGAAAGGCUUGUAGUGUAUCCCCCACGUCGAUAGCCACGUAGCCGGAAUGCAUGUCAUCGCCCCCCCGAAUCCACCUUUUCCUGGCUGACCGGAUUAUAAAACAGAGGCUGUGUUUUAAGCGGGGGUGCCCAAACUUUUUCUCCCUUGUGAUGUCACUAAUGUAUCGGAGACGCCUGCUGGUUCUGUCCGUGACGCUGUGAUGUGUAACCCCCUCGGCUUAGGCGACGGUCUUCGGGUGGAGUUGUUGCUGUGGGAUUGGACGCAUUUUGCAAGACACGCCUUUUGUUUCUUCGUUUGUACCUUCCCAGUGCAAGUCACUUGUUUUUUGUUUGUUUUUGUUUGUUUUGCAGCUGUCUGUGUGUGUUUAUUUUUUUUAAAUGAUGAUAAAAAUGUUAGCCGAAGGAAAAUGACAUUCAUUUUGUUGAUUCUAGUUCAUUUCUCUUUAUUGAUAUUUUAUUUCGGGUCUCACCUUGGGGAAACAUCUGAUGUUUUGUUAUGCUGUACAGUACGAUGAUAAUCUGGAUUUUACGAAACGCACCUUUCGCUCGCCCAUGGAUGGAUGUUACAUUGUAAGAAAAGAUUUGUUGGUUUAACUUAAAUAAGUUACCUGAUUGCUUUAGUUUUUAGUUAAAAAAACGAAUAUUUUUAACUAUUAAGAAUUAAUAACAUUUUAAGGCAACCGGGGGUAACUUACUUUUUUAGGUUAAACCAACUUUUUAUUAUUUACAGUGAAUGGCAGGGUAGAUGACGCCGUAAAUGUUUUUGCGAACGAAAAAGAGGCUGUGAGCAUUACAUGUACAAUUUUUUUAUGGGUUUUAACUUUUAUUAUUUUUGAAAGACAUAUUGUUAAUGCUUUUAAUAGCAAUGACAAAAAACUAUUACUAUGGUUCAACUUAAAGAAGUACCGAGCCCCUAAGGUGACAUUGUAGUAAAAAAAUCGAAAGUUUAGUUUCAUGUGCUCACGUGAAACUUUCGCGUGCUCACGUGAAACCUUCAUGUGCAGAAUUUUUUUAAAAGUUUAGUUUGUGUGCGCAUGUGAAACUUUCACGUGCGCAUGCGAUAGUGUCACGUGCGAUAGUUUCACGUGCGUGCGCAAUAGUUUCACCUGCGUGCGCAAAACUAAACGCGAUAGUUUCACAUGCGCGCUGAAAAUAAACUUUGUUUAAUUUUUCUUCCAUGUCCCCUUAGGGGCUCCGUAAAAAAGUAAAUUACCUGGUUGCCUUAAAAUUAUGAGUUAUUUUAACUAAAAAAAAUACAAUUGUGUCCAACUAUUGAAACUUUUAUGUGCUCACGUGAAACAAAUCAUUGCAGAAUUUUAUAAAAAAGUUUAGUUUCGCGUGCGCACAUGAAACUAAUGCAUGCGCACAUGAAACUAUCGCGUGCGCACGUGAAACUUCCGCUUUCACGUGCGCACGCGAUAGUUUUACGUGCGUGAAACUAAACAUGAUAGUUUCAGGUGCGCAUGCCAAACUAAAUUUUAUUUAAUUUUUUCUCCAUGUCCCCUUAGGGGCUCCGUAAAAAAGUAAGUUACCUGGUUGCCUUAAAAUUAUGAGUUAUUUUAACUUAAAAAAAUACAAUUGUGUCCAACUAUUGAAACUUUUAUGUGCUCACGCAAAACAAAUCAUUGCAGAAUUUUAUUAAAAAGUAGUUUUGCGUGUGCACAUGAAACUAUCGCGUGCGCACGUGAAACUUUCGUUACUUUCGUACGUGAUAGUUUCAGGUGCGCAUGCCAAACUAAAUUUUAUUUAGGGGCUUCGUAAAAAGUUACCUGGUUGCCUUAAAAUUAUUUAUUUUAACUUAAAAAAAUUGUGUCCAACUAAUAUUUUUGAGUUGAAUUAACUCAAAAUUUUAAGGCAACCAGGUAACCUCCCUUUUUAAGUUGAACCAACAAAUCUUUUUUACAGUGUAAUUAAAUACAAGCAUGAAAAUUUAGCCUGACGUGAUCAACCUGUCUCUCGCAGCUGAGUUUUCAUUUGUGAAUAUUUAUAUGCCAUCUACCCUGACUAAUGGGAUCAAUCCCACAAUCCCACUCCAGUGUGACUACUGAGGGAAAAUAUCCUCACAACUCCCUUUAAAAUCUCUCGAGUGUCUUUUAAAGACAGCUGACAUGCAGAGAUUUAGCAUCAACAUUUAGCUCUUACUGCGGAAGCCCUACGACACAAACCAUGGCUGGAUUUGAAGACUCUUUCCGCAAUGAUCUCAAAAUGUCCAGGAAGUGAAACAAAGAAGAGUCUUUAUUUUCAAGACAGUACAGUCUGUUCCUCUGUCCAUCUUUCAUUUUGUAAUAACAACGAGUGUUUGUCAUUUUACGUUUACUGUCUCGCACCCUUUUUGACUCACUGUGUGGUUUGACGCGGAAGUGGAGUAGUGGUGUAGAAAAGUUGCUAACAUUUGUACAAAUCAUCUUUCCUAUCGCUUGUGCAUAACUAUGAUAGCUGUCCUCAUGUAGAUCUAGUUAGUUUACUGGGUGGUGAAGUUGAAAUUAAUGUUUAGGUUUAUGUAACUCGCUUGAUGAUUAGGUUUGGUAAGAUCUGAUCUGCCUCCAUCAAUUAAGACUUACAAGAGUUUGGGGUUUAGAUAACAUUUACUAAUACGGAGGGGAGACGGUGUGGACAUUUCUGUAUAAAAAGCUUUGAAUUUCAAAGCACCUGCAGAUGUCAUCACUUUGAUUUAGUACAUUUGUAUUUUUUCAGUAUUCUCACUUGCAGAUUUUUUCAUUGUCCGGACAAAAAAAAAAAGCUUACAAAGAUGACAGACCUCGGUGGAAUAGCAUAAAGGGUGGGUUUUCGCAAUUCGGCUUGUGUGGUUGUUACUAAGCUGCCAAUAUUUAUCUUCUGGAGUGACUUUUUCAUUCUGCUGUUUUUCUUUUUUAUGAAAUCAAUGUCGAAUGGGCGAAACUGAAAAGCCUGUGUCAAGAAUUGGCCGAAUAGUGCAAUGAAGAAAGUUUCAAAUAUUUCCCUGAUUUUUUUUUUUUUACAAGGACACCAAAUUUCUCACCUGCAGUAUUGUGUUUAAGUGAGAGGAGGCGUGAAAUAUCUUUUUUUUUUUUUAAUAUAGAUGGCUUUGUUUCACAUGCAACACUGCCUUUUUACCCUCGUCUCUCAGAUGCAUAAAAAGCGCAUCUCGGCUGUCUUUUUCCAUGAAUAGAAACACACAAAGUGUGUGUGUUUGUCAUAUACAGAAAGACAUCAAACUCCGCCUCUCUUUAUUUCAUUUCCGCUUCAUUAUUGCUCCCUGGAUUUAAAGGUUUAAUACGAGAGGACAAUUAGUUUGAAUAAUUGUUUCUUUGUUUUUAAUGUAAGAGUAAAAUUGAUUUGAAGAAUCUCGAAUAAACGUAUAAGUGUGCUUCCAUAAGUUUAAUUUCAAAACGAUAUUGAGUUUAUUAUACUAAUUUCUGGAUUCCUUUUUUCCCAUGUCAAUAAAACAGAAGGCACCCAUCUGAAGCAGGUAAUAUGUGCGCUAUGUUGAUAUCUGGGGGCGCUCUUUUUUUUAUUAAGGUGGUUUAGCAGUUGGGGUGGAUUAAAUAUUUAAUAAUUACAGUGUGUCCUUUGUGUUUUGCACCCGUAAGCCCACAGUGCUUAUAUACGCACACAAACAUCUACAUGCAUUUAGUUAUUGAUGUCAAGGUCGGUUUGUUUAAGAGAGGGAUGAGAGAAGAGUUUUGUCUUCCGGCUUCUUGGCCAAUGGCAUCGCGUCUCCUCUUGCAUUUGUGUUGACCCAUCGGUGUUGACCAGCUCUCCAGUGCACUUUUGCAUGCGUCCGGUGUAGAGAUCAGUCUAGUUAAGUCCACUCGUUUAGUUUUAUACCUGUACUUCAAGAGGGUGCUCGGACAUGGGGCUCGUGUGGGCACACAGCAUGGAUUUUUUUUAGUAUCUGUAUCUAGUACCUAGUGUGUGAUACGCUGAUAAAAAAUACAACAUGCAUAUUUUUUAAUCCCAGGUAUUAUGGUAAUUUGCCCCUUUUAUUUCCUUAUCCAUUAAUCUCUUUCUUUUUGCCAUUUCGUUUUUCUUUUGCAUUGUGACGUGGGCAUGCCUGUCACAAAGGACAAAUGCUCUUUAUCUAUAGGAUUAUAAUCUCUUAAAUAGCUGUGUACAGUAAACUGUAAUAACUUCUUUUUUAAUAAAAUAUUAAAUGUGUACAAA